Schizophyllum commune H4-8 is the source of this 974-nucleotide messenger RNA. RefSeq lists its product as uncharacterized. NCBI's taxonomy places the organism in Eukaryota, Fungi, Basidiomycota, Agaricomycetes, Agaricales, Schizophyllaceae. Bases 207 to 725 code for a protein of 172 amino acids. The transcript has a single exon. The record is from RefSeq and is a predicted model, not a curated record.
GUAAAAAUCAACUCGUGGCUUCUCGGUACCGAAACACGUGAGGCGUUGACAGAUCAACAAACAACGGUUGAGACCAAACAAGCGCCAAUAUCCGAGGGUUCAAUACAGAUUCGGUCGACAGUCAAGUAACCGCCCCAUCAUAACCCGGCGGCAACGACGACGAUGACUGCCCCCUCAUGACUUGCAGCUCCUGCCGUAUCGCAGCGAUGUCCGCUCGUAACGACGCCCUUGAGCUGCGGCUGUCUCGUCCUCUGCUCUCCCGUCCUAUGGCACCUCCGUCUCGCGGCCCUUCUUCCCUACUCUUCCCCGACCGAUGCGGACGCUGCUCCCCUCUACUUGGAGUGCCACUGACUGGUCCUCCUCGCAGCUCUGAUGUCGCGUCGCUGCGCCGUGGCUGUAGCAGCUGUUCCCCUUCAAGCAGCGUCUCCUCCACCGCGAUCCGCCGCUCGAGCGCGGCGACCCGUGCCUGCAGCGCACGACGCGCCCCUUUUGGUCCAGCGGCAGAUGAGGACGAGCUAGCCUGCGACGCGAAUGGACUUGCCCGCGACGUGAACGGAUUUGCGCGCGACUUCAAUGGACUUGACUGCGACGCCGGCGCUAGAUGCUGGCUCGACUUCGACGUCAAAACCUGGUUCGCUGUCAAUGCCAGAGAGCUGUUCGAUGCCGAAGGUCGUAGUUCAAGGUGUGUGGCCGAAUUCCGGCCGCCCGGUAGAGAAUUUGCCUGAGAACCAUCAUGUUGCGACCGGUGAGAAGAUCGUGGCGGCGCAGAGCGGAAAGGUGGGAGCAAAGGUUGUGGUGUCGACGCCUCCCGCUGCCUUGGGCUCUCACCCCACUGCCUUGGGCUCUCCUCCCCUCUUCCUGCACCCUGCCCCACAGGGAUCAACAUGAAAGGUCGCGCGGCGCGCUCCGCCUCCCGACACGCCCUCAACUUCCGCCGCCGCCGCCAUACGCACACGCACACUGCAGCAAGGAAG